UCAGAGAGAUGAUGGCAAGAUGCAUCGAGAUCGAUAGCCUCUCAGCAGGUCCCAUGAAGCCACGCUGUCAUCCAACCGACUCUCGUGCUCCAUCCGCCACACCUUGCCCCCCAGCUGCCGCCCCAGUACUCUCAUGACGGCAUUGCGCGUCCUGUCGUGAGGGACAGACUCCGUCGUGUACACUUUGACAAACAUUCCUUUCCCAGCCCGGAAAUCCACAAAGUAAAUGACUGCGGUAUUCGCCCCUCCCAUCACCUCACUCCCCAGCACCACCAGCUGCCAACGCCAUCGACCCGCCCAGCUCUUUUCGAACACCGCCACCCCCGGCCCCCACUGUGACGCAUCGCUGUGAGGGGCCGCCAGCAGCUCACGCGCACGCCGGUGUCCGAAAGAAGCCGGAGAGAAAGACCACCCGUUUUUGAUCCAACGGGUAGUACUAUCGUCGCCUCGAACAAGCAAGCCGCGGAGCCAGUCGAAGAGAACGAAGGCCACCAUCGAUGUGUAGGUGGGGUGCACUUCGCUGUCCAGCUGUGUGGGCCGGUCGGCGGGGUCGAAUGAAUUCGGAAAGACGGGGCUGGACGAGAUGAGCAGGGAGGGGCGGCUGGACCAGACAGUCUUACGGCAGAGAAUCUUGUCGCCGUCCAU
This is a messenger RNA of Vitrella brassicaformis, 645 nucleotides long. The record is from the annotation of a GenBank genome assembly. Lineage: Eukaryota; Vitrellaceae.